Molecule: messenger RNA, 3195 nt
Organism: Argentina anserina (silverweed cinquefoil)
Lineage: Eukaryota; Viridiplantae; Streptophyta; Magnoliopsida; Rosales; Rosaceae
Product: putative pentatricopeptide repeat-containing protein At2g02150
Exons: 3
Coding region: 132-2432 (766 amino acids)
Molecular function (GO): protein binding
Source: RefSeq, a predicted model, not a curated record
ACCACUACUAGUACUACCAUAAACCCUAAACAGAGAAUCCACCUCCCUCUUUCUUCACCAUCCCAAAAAAACCCAGAAAGCUAUGAGUGCCCAUUACUCACCUUCAUCUCUACAAACCCACCUCCCUCAAAAUGAAGCCAACUGAACUCGAAGAACAAGAGAUGCUGUUGCUUCUUCGCAAUCUGUACCACACAAGCUGCAGAGUCACCUCUCUUCGAGUAAGACCCAAAUACCCAUCAUGUAAUUUGUGUUAUAUCAAUGCAACAUCAUCAUCAUCAUCAUCGCCUUUGGUUUGGUUCACAAGUUUCUUGUGUAUUACUCGUUUCCCAUUCGUCACUAAAUCCAACCCUGACAUGGUUCUAGACAAUCUAAAUGCCGAGUCUUUGAGUCGAAUUGUUCAGCAGGACUAUUGGGACGACCCCAGAAUUGUUAAUGUGUUUGGUUCAGCCCUGGCACCGAUUAGGGUGUCCAGCUUCUUAGUGGAGCUGAGGAAAGAUCCCAACUUGGCUCUGAAGUUGUAUAAAUGGGCGAAAACCCGGACCGGUUUUCGCCACACUACUGAGUCUUAUUGUGUUUUGGUUCAUGUACUUUUUGUUGGUAGGAUGUAUAGUGAUGCCCAUGAGGUUAUUAGGGAGUUGGUGUUGUUGAGCAGGGGGUUGCCGGGUUUCCAUGUGUUUGAUGGACUGUGGGAGACAAGAAAUGUGUGCCGGCCGGGGUUUGGGGUGUUUGAUGCAUUGUUUAGUGUACUGGUUGAGCUGGGAAUGCUUGAGAAAGCAAGUGAGUGUUUCUUGAGGAUGAGGAAGUGUAGAGUUUUGCCGAAAGUGCGGUCUUGUAAUGCCCUUUUGCAAGGGUUUUCGAGGUCAGGGAAGGGGAAUAUGUCGCGGCAGUUCUUUAAGGAUAUGCUUGGAGCUGGGAUUUCCCCCUCUGUUUUCACAUUCAAUAUAUUGAUUGGAUAUGCAUGCAAAGAAGGUGAUCUGGAAACUGCGAGCAGCUUGUUUGCACAGAUGGAACAGUUGGGUCUUAUCCCUGAUAUUGUGACAUAUAAUUCUCUUAUUGAUGGAUAUGGAAAGGUUGGACAAUUAGAUGAUUCAGUUUGCGUAUUUGAAGAAAUGAAGGGUACAGGUUCUGAGCCUGAUGUAAUAACUUACAAUGCUUUGAUUAAUUGUUUUUGUAAAUUUGAAAAAAUGCCUCAAGCUUUCAGUUUUCUCCGGGAGAUGAUGAGUAAUGGCUUGAAACCAAAUGUCAUUACAUAUAGCACGCUGAUUGAUGCCUUCUGUAAGGAAGGGAUGAUGCAAGAGGCAAUUAAGAUUUUUAUAGACAUGAAACGAGUUGGUCUUUCAGCUAAUGAGUAUUCCUAUACUUCUUUGAUUGAUGCAUGUUGUAAAGCCGGAGAUUUGAGCCUAGCACUAAAGUUUAGAUAUGAGAUGUUAGAAGCAGGAGUGAACUUGAACAUUGUAACUUAUACGGUUCUACUGGAUGGCUUGUGUGAAGAUGGGAAGAUUGAGGAAGCAGAAGGGGUUUUUAAUGAGGUGCUGAACUCUGGAAUUAUGCCUAACCAAGAAAUAUGUACUGCCCUUGUUCAUGGGUAUGUUAAGACUAAGAAGGUGGAGAAUGCAUCAGAAUUAUUGAAGGAAAUUAAGGGGAAAGGCUUUAAAUCAGAUAUGUUACUUUAUGGAACCAUCAUAUGGUUCCUCUGCUCUCAAAAUAAAGUCAAAGAGGCUGAGCUUGUAAUCAGUGAAAUCAAGGAUUGUGGUUUAACUGCAAAUCAUUUCAUCUAUACAACAGUUAUGGAUGCUUAUUUCAAGAGAGGAAACACCAUUGAGGCACUCAAUGUUCUACAGCGCAUGCAGGACAAUGAUAUUGAGGUCAGUGUUGUAACAUAUUGUACACUAAUUGAUGGUUUGUGCAAAAAGGGGUUGGUCCAAGAGGCCAUCAAUUAUUUUAGUACAAUGUCAGACAUUGGUUUGCAACCCAAUGUUGCAGUUUUUACAGCCUUAAUUGAUGGUCUUUGUAAGAAUAAUUGCAUUGAAGCAGCUAAGGAGCUUUUUAAUGAAAUGCUAGACAAGGGUAUGAUUCCAGAUAGAACUGCUUAUACCACUCUAAUAGAUGGGAACUUAAAGCAUGGAAAUCUUGAGGAAGCUUUGAGCAUGCAUAGAAGAAUGAAAGAAAUUGGUAUGGAGCUUGAUCUGCAUGCAUAUACUUCCUUGAUUUGGGGGCUUUCUCACCUUGGUCAGAUGCAACAAGCCAAAGCAUUUCUUCAUGAGAUGAUUGGUAAGGGUAUAAUUCCUGAUGAGAUUCUCAUUGUUUGUCUUGUAAGAAAAUACUAUGAGCUAGGGAAUGUGGAUGAAGCCAUCAAGUUGCAGACUAAAUGGCGAACAUGGGGUCUAAGAGCUGGAGCUUCUAACUCUGUGACUCCUAAAGCAUGCACUUGAACUGGGCAAACUGAUGAUUAUCGUAGCUUGUUAUUGAGUUGAUAUCCAAAAGUCCAGGUGUCACUAUUUGAAUCGGUUUCUAUCUGGAUAGGACAAUAUGUUGCAGAAGUUGUGCUUCGUGCCGCUGAUAAACUACGACAACAUCCAUGGAGACAUAUUAAAAGCUUCUUCAUGGUCUAAUUAAGCAAACUCUGCUACUUUCAAAACCUCAAUCUUUUUUCCGGGGUGAGCUUUUAUUCCCUGUUCGGGUGUAUCAUAAAUCAACUGGAUAUUCGGGAGGGAUGUCAGGGCUAACAUGGAGUCUGCAGCGUGAAAUUAAGGAGAUGAGUGACCCAAAUGAGGUGAUCUGGAACUGAAUGAUGCUUUCGGCGAGCCACACUAUCAAGAUGGCAGGAGCAGUGAUAGUGUUGUUGUUGCACAGCGACAGUAGUUCUGAAGAGGCAUGUUGUGGUCGGGAGUUUAAUGUGUGAUUUAGGAGUGGAAUUGGAGACCAAGAGUGGUGUUGGAAGUACGGCUGUAUUUCCACGGUGGUGGCUUGGUGAUGCCAGUGACAGUGAUGUGGUACAUUACUUGAGGCAGUGGAGGGGUAUCUCUGAAAAUGAAUGUUCAGAAGAACACAGAUAUGGCCCUCACUUCCAUCUUUUUUUUGUUUCUGAUUUUAUGCCAUUUAUGGGGUCAGGUCUUUACCUCCCCGCCACAUCAUAUACAAAAAAUUGGAUAGCUUCCAUAUUCUUAUCAUUUGUAUGCAAAUGCAAUCAGUGUA